AUGAUUAUCUACAGGGACAUCAUUACCGGCGACGAGAUCUGCUCGGAUACCUCUAAGAUUAUCGACGCUGGCAAUGGCUUGUGGGAAAUUGACGGCAGGAUGAUCAAGAAGGGUGCUGAGAACUUUGUUCUCGAGGGUGCCAACCCCUCUGCCGAAGGUGAAGACGCCGACGAAGGCGGUGAGGACGGCGACAACCAACCAGUCCUCGAUCUUGCCGACCAGUUCAGACUCCAGAAGCUGGAGGGUGGCAUGAGCAAGAAGGCUUAUCAGAGUGAACUCAAGAAAUACAUGAAAGCCCUCACCGAGAAGCUGAAGGAGCUCGGAAAAACCGAGGAAGAGAUCAAAAAGUUCCAAUCCGAAGCACCUGCUGCGGCCAAGAAGAUCCUCGGCAACUGGGACAACUACGACAUCUACCAGGGCGAGUCAAUGGCUGAGAACGGCAUGUAUGUUCUAGUUGACUUCCGUGAGGACGGUAUGACUCCCUACAUCACCGUCUGGAAGUAUGGUCUUGAGGAGUACAAGGUGUAA
Molecule: messenger RNA, 528 nt
Organism: Exophiala spinifera
Lineage: Eukaryota; Fungi; Ascomycota; Eurotiomycetes; Chaetothyriales; Herpotrichiellaceae
Exons: 4
Coding region: 1-528 (175 amino acids)
Cellular component (GO): cytoplasm
Molecular function (GO): calcium ion binding
Source: RefSeq, a predicted model, not a curated record